AUGACCGCGCUCUUCAACUUUCAGUCCCUCCUUCUAGUCAUUAUCCUCCUCGUCUGUACCUCGACAUACAUACAUCAGAUGUUCCCCGCGAUUCUCGACCGGAACAAGGAUGGCUUGAUGGGCAUCUUCUGGAAAUGCGCAAGGAUAGGCGAGCGGCUGAGUCCGUAUGUUAGCAUAUGUUGUAUCUUCAUGGCGGCGGAUGGCAAUCAGGAGAUGGAGGACAACAAUGGAGAUGACGAUCUGGCGGGCUUGGGGACACCGACACUUUGCGACUAUCGACGCCCAGAACUCAGCACACCUGGCCAAUCCCUCUCGGUAAAGCGAGAUCGACAGGGUCUUUGUGGGACUUGGAAGCAGUGGACGCCCUACCGACAAUGCUGGACUCCAUGA
Neurospora hispaniola is the source of this 390-nucleotide messenger RNA. RefSeq lists its product as uncharacterized. Bases 1 to 390 code for a protein of 129 amino acids. The transcript has 4 exons. NCBI's taxonomy places the organism in Eukaryota, Fungi, Ascomycota, Sordariomycetes, Sordariales, Sordariaceae. The record is from RefSeq and is a predicted model, not a curated record. Gene Ontology annotation, biological process: protein secretion; intracellular transport.